This is a messenger RNA of Moesziomyces antarcticus, 2331 nucleotides long. Its product is annotated as 5-oxoprolinase. Gene Ontology annotation, biological process: glutathione metabolic process. The transcript has a single exon. Gene Ontology annotation, cellular component: cytosol. Lineage: Eukaryota; Fungi; Basidiomycota; Ustilaginomycetes; Ustilaginales; Ustilaginaceae. The record is from RefSeq and is a predicted model, not a curated record. Gene Ontology annotation, molecular function: 5-oxoprolinase (ATP-hydrolyzing) activity. The coding region runs from base 1 to 2331 and encodes 776 amino acids.
AUGUCCAACCGCAUCCAGAUCGCCAUCGAUCGAGGCGGCACCUUCACCGACUGCCUCGGCCGCAUCCCACCCGCCAAGCAAGGCGACGCCCCCACCGACAUUGUCAUCAAGCUGCUCUCGCACGACCCGGCCAACUACAACGACGCACCCACCGAGGGAGUCCGUCGCAUCCUCGAGCGCGCCUACAAGGUCUCCAUCCCGCGCGGCCACAAGAUCGACACCUCCAACAUCGACUACAUCCGCCUCUCCACCACCGUCGCCACCAAUGCGCUGCUCGAGCGCAAGGGCGAGCGCCACGCGCUCAUCAUCACAAAGGGCUUCAAGGACUUGGUGCAAAUCGGCAAUCAGAGUAGACCCAGCAUCUUCGAUCUCGCCAUCAAGAAGCCCGAGGUGCUCUACAGCGGCGUGCUGGAGCUCGACGAACGCGUCACGCUCGUCGGCUACACCUCGGACCCCAGCGCCGCCGACAACGCCGUCCAGUUCCACGAGGCCAACGGCGACGACCCGCACAGCACCCGAAUCUCCAGGCCGUAUGCAGGGACCGACCAGCCUCCGAGCGCGUACGACGAGCACGGCAAGCGCACGGGCGCGCCCGAGAUCGUGCGCGGCGUCUCGGGCGAGGCAGUGGCCAUCCUCAAGAAGCCCGACGAAGAAUUGCUGCGACGCCAGCUGCACGCGCUCUACCACGACCACGGCUACCGCUCGCUCGCCGUCGUGCUCAUGCACAGCUACACGUAUCCGGUGCACGAACAGAUCGUACGCCGCAUCGCUCUCGACGUCGGCUUCCACACCGUCAGCUGCUCGAGCGAGCUCAUGCCCAUGAUCAAGAUGGUGCCGCGCGCCACCUCGGCCACCGCCGACGCCUACCUCACACCCGUGCUCCAGGCGUACAUCGACGGCUUCUUUGCCGGCUUUGCCCCUACCCUCCGCUCCGGCCAGGCGGGCACCAAGGUCGAGUUUAUGAUGUCCGACGGCGGCCUCACCUCGGUCGACCACUUUUCGGGCCUCAAGUCGAUCAUCUCCGGUCCGGCUGGCGGCGUAGUCGGCAUGGCGCUCACGAGCUAUGACGCCGAGGAUGGGCGACCCAUCAUCGGCUUCGAUAUGGGCGGUACGUCGACCGACGUCAGCCGGUAUGCGGGCGAGUACGAGCAGGUGCUCGAGACCACGCUCGACGGCAUCACCGUGCAGAGUGCGCAGCUCGACGUCAACACGGUUGCGAGCGGCGGGAGCAGUCGGCUCUUCUUCCGCAAUGGCCUCUUUGCCGUAGGACCCGAGUCGGCAUCGGCCCAUCCGGGUCCGACGUGCUACCGCAAGGGCGGACCUCUCGCCAUUACCGAUGCGAACCUCGUCACGGGUCGCCUGGCGGUGGAGAUGUUCCCCAAGAUUUUUGGGCCGAACGAGGAUCAAGGGCUGGACGAGACCGCGAGUCGGCAGGCGUUCGAAGCGCUUGCGGACGAGAUCAACUCCCACACGGCCGGUUCGACGCUGUCGGUAGACGAGGUUGCGCAGGGCUUUAUCCGCGUCGCCAACGAGAUUAUGGCGCGACCUAUUCGGGCUCUCACCGAAGCGCGUGGGUAUAGUGCGUCUAAGCAUGUGCUUGCGAGUUUUGGCGGUGCAGGAGGGCAGCAUGCAUGUUCUCUCGCACGCUCACUCGGCAUAUCGACCGUGGUGAUCCAUCGGUACUCUUCGAUCUUGAGUGCGUAUGGUAUGGCACUUGCCGACCGGGUGUUCGAACGCCAGGAACCGUGUUCCGAAAUCUGGACUGGAGCUGAAGGUCCUUCGAGGGGACGGAUCGAGAAACGGGUGGACCAGCUUCGUGAUGCUGUGCGGGGGGAGUUGGAGGCGCAGGGCUUUGCGAAGGAUCGGAUUGAAUUGGAAACGAUGUUGAACCUGCGCUAUGCGGGCACGGAUACAGCGUUGAUGACUUCCCAACCCCCCACUGGUGGAUGGGAAUUUGAACAAAGUUUCCAGCAACGCUAUAAGCAGGAGUUCGGAUUCGUCCUGUCCGAUCGUGACAUUGUCGUCGACGAUAUCCGCAUCCGUGGCACAGGCAAAUCCUUCGACACUUUGGGCAAAACAGUCCUAGCCGAAUACCGUUCCUACCAAGCAGAGUGGAAACAAGUCGACACCAAACCUCUCGCAGUCAGGAAGGUCUUCUUCGAUAGGCAAAGACUCGAAACCCCAGUUCUCCAACUCGACUCCAUCCCCGCGGGCACACAAAUCACAGGCCCCGCUAUCCUAGUCGACACUACCCAAACCAUCCUCGUCGAACCCAACUGCACCGCUCACACCACCAAAAACGCCGUCCUCAUCCACAUCCUCUACGACUAG